Oikopleura dioica is the source of this 903-nucleotide messenger RNA. The record is from the annotation of a GenBank genome assembly. Lineage: Eukaryota; Metazoa; Chordata; Appendicularia; Copelata; Oikopleuridae.
AUGCUUCGACCAGAAGUCACAGAGAAAAAAAGCAGUCAACUUACGAGAUCCCCUUCACCAAAGGCACCUGAAAUUAAAAUAUCUGUGGAAGUUCAAGAAGCAACACAGGAAUUUGCGCCGACUGAAAAGCCACUUUUGAGUACUCAAUAUGGAUGGGAGGAACUUCAAUAUGAGAAAACGGCGGAAAGCGUUGAAUCCGAAAAACCUAAAGAAGCGACGCGAAGACGUGCAUUCAAUCGAAAUCAAAAUCAAUCUCUCAAUCAAUUCCAGACUUUAACAGCGAUUACAAAACAGAAGAAAAAGAUGGGCGAUGGGAAUUUCAAACAGCGUCUUCUUAGCAACACUGCAUUGAAACAACUCAAAAUGGACGAUCAAGCGACGACACCGAGAAAGAGAUUCCAGAAUGCAGUACGACGCGUCGUCAAUGAAAUUCGAUUCACGAAGCUUUUCGGCCAUGUGAAGAAAACUGAGCUGGAAAAGAUUGCAAGAAAUGCGAACCAUGCGCUCUUUUUGAACAGAAAAGAGCAGUCGCAAAAGGUCGAUAUCGAAAUGAUGCUGAAGCUUGAGAUAAAAGAAACUGCCCUGAGAGUGCUUGAAAAGACCGAGUCCGCGUAUAAGAAAAUAUUCUGGAAUAGAAUCUAUCCAUCGGAUGAGUUCAAGGAAUUUGUCCGGGAAGUCACCGAAAAGAAGAAUCAAUACCGCACCGAGCUAAAUACUCAAGCUGUGGAAACGAAAGAGUACACCGGUGCAUUCGGUCGACGAAAAACAAGAGUAACCGCGUUCGGUCACGACGAUGACGAAGAGGAUUUCACAGCUGAUAGUUACUUGUCAGAAGAAUUCACGCAAGACAGCAAAAAGAAAAAAGGUGCCUUUAACUUAUUCGCGUCGAAUUCUCGCAAAUAA